This is a messenger RNA of Chara braunii, 1919 nucleotides long. The record is from the annotation of a GenBank genome assembly. NCBI's taxonomy places the organism in Eukaryota, Viridiplantae, Streptophyta, Charophyceae, Charales, Characeae.
GAUCACUUCAAGUGUGGAACUAUGAAGAUGGAACGCGGGUUGCCUUCUUGAAAAUCCCUGAUGUGGAUGAUGCUUAUGGAGCUCUAUUCAUCCCGUAGAAAGACUGGAUUCUGGUGGAGAGAACCAGCAGCUUCGGCGUGUACGAAUGACAAGGUUCGAAGUUGACGUGUGUGAGGACGCUAAUGACAGAAUGUGCUUCAACCACCCAUGCAGUUGCUGUCCAUCACAGCUUGCCUUGUUUAUUGGCAGGUUUUGCGAACAAGGAUGUUUUUCUGUUUUACUGGGGUCGAAAAUGGGAGAAGAUAAAGCUUCAAGGUCAUUCUACAGCCAUACGCGCAGUGGCAUUUCAUCCAACAGAGUCACAGAUCUUUGCAACUGCCUCAGAUGAUGACAUCAUCAAGGUAUGGAACCUGGAAGAAAGGUCUGUCGUUCGUACUCUGAAAGUUGCUGAGGGCGUUCGUACUCUGAAAGUUGCUGAGGGCAGCGAUUUGAAUAUCGGUGCAUGUCGAAGGGGAGGCCUCAUAAGUCUGGUUAGUCCCCUGGAAUCGGAUAAGAAAUACAAAAUGCCAGUGGAUUGGGAUCGUAUUCUAUCUCCUGUUUUUUGCACACGCAUCAUGGGGUUUUGUCCCAGGGUAGGGAAAUCACUGCUUAUCGCAUUCCACAAAGAAACGAUCCAGGUUUGGGACUAUAAGGAAGGAGUUUGCAUGGCAAAAUGGGAAGCACACGAUACGCCCACGAGGUCAGCCUUUUUCCAUCCACGCUUGCCGUACAUCUUUACUGUUGCAAAAGAAGGUAAAAUACGAAUUUGGAGCGAGACAAGCUAUCGGCAAGUGGCUUCCUAUUUUUUUGGAUACGCAGACAUUUCAAGCAUGAUUCCAUGUGGAACUUGUAACAAGCUUGUUCUUGGAGGUCGUGGGAUGUUCAAAGUGGUAGCGGUGGACACAGGAAGGGAAGAACAGGAAAAUGAAGCGCAGAAGCAAAUGCAAUCUCCUUCAACAGAGAGCGCCCAGACUUCUGCAGGAGCAACCACGACGGGUGACGAAGCUGUCUUCGCAUUAAGAACACCUGUCAGUGAAGAGCUCGAAAAUCGGAUUGUGCAAAUCAGGCUGGAAUUCGAGGAGAAGAUUAAGCGGGAAGUGGCAAUUGUUGAGCUGAACUGCAAGAAAGCACUUGAAACACUUGAGGGUCUGAUAGCAGAGCAUCAGAAAAAGGAGAGAAUCCAAGCUGAGCGGGUGCAGCUGCUGGAGAAACGAUUUGAUGAAGAGGUUGCUAGACGAGAAAGACUGCAGGCUUGAAGUCUCUCAAACUCCCAUAACCAAUUUUCACAGGCCCGGAGAAAGUGACAGGCCUUGGGGUGAAAGGCUAGAGUCACGGAAUGUCAGGUAGACGAGUGGAAGAGACUGGAGAAAAGAUUAGACGAAGAAGAGGUUGCUAGAUGAGAAAGGCUGCAGACUUCUCUCAAACUCCCAUCCAAUGGGUGUUUGCAUAACCAAUUUUCACAGGGAGAAGGCGACAUGCCAAGAACGUCGGUGCGCAUUUUUUGCACACCUGCGCUGCCUGUGCACUGUAUUUCUUGCUUCCCCUUUGCUUGGACUAUCCCUUGCUUGUGGAGUUCUGCACUAUCCUCAACUUUUUUUUUUGUGUAGGUAUGUCAACUUGCAGUUGAGUAAUGUUGGAAGUUGCAUACAUCAUUCCAGGACCUACUUUUUGCAUGGAACAAGGGACCGUCCACGUAGGCGCCAGCUGGUAAGUACUAACUCCUGGUGGCCGUCAGUUAGAGAUAGGCUGAGAUCACCCCCACGACAAAACCACUUUGCGUUUUUGUUUUCCCCCAAACAGGCCAAAAAGUGUGGUAGGCCCUAAAACGAACUUUCAUAUCGUUUUUGCACCCUAUUCCAUGGCCGGUAAUGCCCUAGGAG